GAAUAAUUGGUUCGCACAAGUAUUCUAGAGACCAGUGAGUGUUCCCUCCCACAGGCGGGAAUCAAACCUCUCCUCUCUGGGCAAAUCGAAUUGAAUAUCAAAAACAAUGGCGACAAUAAAGAGUCAGGACACCUCGAAGGAGGAAAGAGAGGUGGCGAUGAACGAAGAAGAAGACGACGAGCACGAUUCCAAAGAGAGGGUUCUGCAGAGGUACUUCUUGCAAGAAUGGAAACUCGUCAAAUCCCUCUUAGAGGACAUCGUUUCAAAUGGCCGCGUGACGGAUCCUUCUUCUGUCUACAAGAUCCGAUCUAUCAUGGAUAAGUAUCAGGAGCAGGGCCAACUCCUAGAGCCUUAUCUCGAGAGCAUAGUUUCUCCUUUGAUGUCCAUUAUCCGUUCUAAAACCGUUGAAUUAGGUGUAGAGUCUGAUGAAAUUCUCCAAGUAAUCAAGCCAAUAAGUAUCAUUAUUUAUUCUCUCGUUACAGUUUGCGGAUACAAAGCCGUCAUCAAGUUCUUCCCACAUCAAGUAUCCGAUUUGGAACUCGCAGUUUCUCUUUUGGAGAAGUGCCACAAUACAGCUUCAGUGAUCUUGCGUCAAGAAAGCACUGGGGAGAUGGAAGCGCAAUGUGUGAUACUCUUGUGGCUCUCUAUUCUUGUAUUAGUUCCAUUUGAUAUCUCCUCUGUUGAUACUAGCAUUGCAAAUGAUAGCAGUAUUGAUGAGAAUGAGCCUGCUCCACUGGUACUAAGGAUACUUGGUUUCUCUAAGGAUUAUCUUUGCAGUUCUGGUCCAAUGCGCACCAUAGCUGGGCUGCUGCUCUCUAGGCUUCUAACGCGUCCAGACAUGACAAAGGCCUUUACAAGCUUUGUUGAGUGGGCGCACAAAGUCUCAUCUUCUAUCUCAGAUGAUGUCAUGAAUCAUUUUCAGUUACUUGGUGCAGUGGAAGCAUUGGCUGCCAUUUUUAAGGCUGGUGCUCGGAAACUAUUAUUGGAUGUGGUUCCUGUAGUCUGGAAUGAUGUCUCUGUGUUAAGCAAGUCAAGUACUGCAGCUCGGAGUCCUUUACUUCGCAAGUACUUGGUCAAGUUAACUCAACGAAUUGGGCUCACUUCUCUUCCUCAUCGUUCACUAUCCUGGCGUUAUGUGGGAAAAACUAGCUCAUUUGGCAAGAAUAUUUCUUUGACUACAUCCAGAAAUAUCGAUCAGUUGGAGCACAGUGUGAUUCCUGAGCCCACAAGACUACAAGAAAAUUCGAACUGCCCUGAAGAGGAAGAUAUGGAUGUUCCAGAAAUAAUUGAAGAGAUCAUUGAGAUGUUACUUUCUGGAUUGAGGGACACGGACACUGUUGUCCGUUGGUCUGCUGCAAAAGGUGUAGGUCGAGUUACUUCGCGUUUAACAUCUUCCCUAUCAGAAGAGAUUGUUUCAUCUGUAUUGGAGCUUUUCUCACCAGGCGAGGGAGAUGGUUCGUGGCAUGGGGGUUGCUUGGCAUUGGCUGAAUUGGCACGUAGAGGAUUGCUCUUACCUAGAAGUCUUCCCAAAGUUGUACCUGUUGUUGUGAAGGCACUGCAUUAUGAUGUGCGAAGAGGUCCCCAUAGUGUUGGAUCUCAUGUCCGUGAUGCAGCUGCCUAUGUUUGCUGGGCAUUUGGUCGUGCAUAUUACCACACAGAUAUGAGAAAGGUGUUGGAACAGCUAGCUCCCCACUUACUGACAGUGGCUUGCUAUGACCGUGAGGUCAACUGUAGAAGGGCGGCUGCAGCUGCUUUUCAGGAGAACGUAGGGAGGCAAGGGAAUUUCCCUCAUGGAAUCAACAUAGUGAAUAUAGCAGAUUACUUUUCACUUUCAUCACGGUUGAACUCUUAUCUCCAUGUUGCAGUCUGUAUUGCUCAGUAUGAGGGAUAUCUUCAUCCAUUUGUGGAUGAACUGCUGAAUAACAAGAUUUGCCAUUGGGAUAAGGGAUUGAGAGAACUAGCUGCAGAGGCUCUUUCUGCCCUUGUAAAAUAUGAUCCUGAUCACUUUGUGAACUUGGUGCUGGAGAAACUGAUACCUUGCACUCUUUCCUCUGAUUUAUGCAUGCGUCAUGGUGCGACAUUGGCAGCUGGAGAAAUUGUGUUGGCCAUACAUCAGUGUGGUUAUGCUCUUUCUUCUGAUAAACAAAAACAUGUUGCUGGCAUUGUCCCUGCCAUUGAGAAAGCACGCCUUUACCGUGGGAAGGGUGGCGAGAUAAUGCGCUCUGCUGUUUCAAGGUUCAUCGAGUGUAUCUCUUUGUCUCAUGUGUCACUAUCAGAAAAAAUAAAGCGAAGCUUGCUUGAUACUCUCAAUGAGAAUCUAAGACACCCUAAUUCUCAAAUACAGAAUGCAGCUGUUAAAGCUAUUAAACAAUUUGUUCAAGCAUACCUUGUCACUACUAGUGGUGCAGAUGCUUGUGGUAUAACGUUGAAGUACCUAGAGCUGCUGAAAGAUGCAAAUGUGGCUGUUCGAAGAGGUUCUGCAUUGGCAUUAGGUGUUUUGCCAUAUGAACUUUUGGCCAGUCAGUGGAAAGAUGUGCUUACGAAGCUUUGUCAAUGUUGUGCAAUUGAGGAUAAUCCUGAGCAGAGAGAUGCUGAAGCACGUGUAAAUGCUGUUAGAGGGCUUGUAUCUGUAUGUGAGACAUUAACUGAGACGAGAGAACAUUCUGAAAUUCGUUCUAGGGAGGAUGAUGUGCCUCUAUUUUGUCUGAUCAAGAACAAAGUGAUGAAUUGUUUAUUUAAAGCUCUUGAUGACUAUUCUGUUGAUAAUAGAGAUGUAGGUUCUUGGGUUCGUGAUGCUGCUAUUAAUGGCAUAGAAAGAUGUGUAUACAUCCUUUGCAAGAGAGAUUCAAUUGGUGCAGUGCGAAAAGCAUGUGUAGUUGAGUCUGGGUUGGAGAGGCAUGAUUGUAACUUAACCAAGAAUGACCAGAUUACCUCAUUAUUUGAUGCAAAUCUUGCAGCUACCUUGGUUGGGGCACUUGUCAAGCAAGCUGUAGAGAAGAUGGAUAAACUAAGAGAAGCUGCUGCAAAGGUUCUUCAAAGGAUUUUGCAUCACGAGAAAAUUUUUGUCCCAUUUAUACCUUAUCGAGAAAAACUUGAAGAACUUAUCCCUAAUGAUGGAGAUUUGAAGUGGGGGGUACCUACCUUUUCAUAUCCUCGUUUGGUACAGUUAUUGAAAUUUAGUUGCUAUAGUAAAGCUGUGCUGUCAGGAUUGGUCAUAUCAAUUGGUGGACUGCAAGAUUCUUUGAGAAAAGUAUCCAUCCUGGCACUGUUGGAUUAUCUUCAAGCAGGUGAAGCUGAGGACCUCAAUGAAAGAAGUCUGAGAGAAUGUUUGCUAUCUAAUGACAUACUCUGGAUUCUACAAGAAUACAAGAAAUGUGAUAGAGUCAUUAUACCCACCUUUAAGACUAUUGAAAUUCUACUCAGCAGGAAGGUAUUUUUUAAUACAGAGGAUCACACUUUGACUUUUUAUGCUGGUGUUUUGGAUUCCCUGGCAAUGGAAUUAAAAGGUUCUAAGGACUUCUCUAAGUUAUACUCAGGCAUUGCAGUACUUGGAUACAUCAGUUCAGUUAUGGAGCCCAUCAAUGCCCGGGCCUUCUCUCAACUUCUUACGUUUCUUGGCCAUCGAUACCCUAAGAUUCGUAAAGCUGCUGCUGAACAAGUUUACCUUGUCCUCCUUCAAAAUGGAGAUCUUGUGGUGGAGGAUAAGAUGGACAAAGCACUUGAAAUUAUUUCUGAAACCUGUUGGGAAGGUGACUUGGAAUCAAUGAAGCAACAAAGAUUUGAAUUGGGUGAAUUGGCUGGCCAAGUUGCAGGAUUAUUUCCUAAGAGUAAACACAAAGUGUUAAAGGAAGGACAUGAAAAGGGGCAUCCUGCUGCUGACGAAAAUGCAUCAUAUUCUUCAUUGGUCGAGUCUACUGGGUUUUGACUCCCUAAAUUGGAUGCUAGUCUUUCCUUAAGCUCUUUUUAAUGCCAUUCUAGGAGCGUAUGGUCUUCCCUGAGUUUUUGUGUUUCUGCUUGCUCAAGGAUGGAUUUCAGCUGAGACGAUGCACGGAAUGGUAUCUGUCUUAGCAAUUGUGUGUCAAUACGUUACCUUGGGAUUGUGCCAAACUUUACAAACGGAUUGAGUUGGAGAUGGAGGUCUCUCAUCCCUAUGUUUUGUGGAGAUUUAUUUAUCAGGUCUGCAAGCUAAGACUUUGUAAUAUAUUAUUAGUAGUAGAAUAUAAAAUUUUGAACUGUAUUAAAAAGUAGAGCUAGGUGCAAAUUUUUGUAAUGAAGUGUGCCGUUACAGAAGGUUUCUGAAUUGUAUGGUUUCUUCCCAUAGAUCAAAAUUAAAAGCCAGUAUUUUGCUUGAGUUUAAUUCCUUGGUUGUUAUUCA
This is a messenger RNA of Carica papaya (papaya), 4375 nucleotides long. RefSeq names its product ARM repeat superfamily protein (gene TTN1). The record is from RefSeq and is a predicted model, not a curated record. Gene Ontology annotation, biological process: post-chaperonin tubulin folding pathway; tubulin complex assembly; microtubule cytoskeleton organization. NCBI's taxonomy places the organism in Eukaryota, Viridiplantae, Streptophyta, Magnoliopsida, Brassicales, Caricaceae. Gene Ontology annotation, molecular function: GTPase activator activity; beta-tubulin binding.